Hipposideros armiger (great roundleaf bat) is the source of this 2897-nucleotide messenger RNA. RefSeq names its product kirre like nephrin family adhesion molecule 2 (gene KIRREL2). The transcript is spliced from 15 exons. Gene Ontology annotation, biological process: cell-cell adhesion. The record is from RefSeq and is a predicted model, not a curated record. Gene Ontology annotation, cellular component: cell-cell junction; plasma membrane. NCBI's taxonomy places the organism in Eukaryota, Metazoa, Chordata, Mammalia, Chiroptera, Hipposideridae. The coding region runs from base 122 to 2233 and encodes 703 amino acids. Gene Ontology annotation, molecular function: cell adhesion molecule binding.
AGAGUCGGGCGCGAAGGGGCCUCCGGGCUAGAGUGGUGGGAGGCGUGCUGUCGAGGAAGCUGUUGGCAGGGAAGCCAGUGCGAUAUUAAGUCCACUGGAUCUUGGGGGACACACAUUCAGGAUGCUGGUUCCCGCCCUCCUCGUCCUCUUCUUCUGCCUCAGAGGGCGUGCAGGCCUGUCGCCCCACUUCUUGCAACAGCCGGCAGACCUGGUGGUACUGCUAGGGGACGAGGCCCGGCUGCCCUGUGCCCUCGACGCAUACUCAGGGGUGGUUCAGUGGACUAAGGAUGGGCUGGCUCUAGGGGGUGAAAGGGACCUGCCAGGGUGGUCCAGGUACUGGAUAUCAGGGGAUUCAGGGAGUGGCCAGCACAACCUCCACAUUAGGCCCGUGGAGCUACAGGACCAAGCAUCAUAUGAAUGCCAAGCUACACAAGCAGGCCUCCGCUCUCGACCAGCCCGAUUGCACGUGCUAGUGCCCCCAGAAGCUCCCCAGGUGCUGGGUGGCCCCUCUGUGUCUCUAGUUGCUGGGGUUCCUGCAAAUCUGACCUGUCGGAGCCAUGGGAAUGCACACCCCACCCCUGAGCUGCUGUGGUUCCGAAAUGGGGUCCGACUGGAUGGAGCCACUUUCCACCAGACCCUGCUGAAGGAUGGGACCACUGGGUCAGUGGAGAGCAUCUUAUCCUUGACCCCUUCCAGACAUGAUGAUGGCGCCACCCUGGUCUGCAGGGCCCGAAGCCAGGCCCUGCCUUCAGGGAAAGACACAACUAUCACAUUGAGCCUGCAGUACCCCCCAGUGGUGACUCUGUCUGCAGAACCACAGACUAUGCAGGAGGGAGAGAAAGUCACUUUCCUAUGCCAGGCCACGGCCCAGCCUCCUGUCACGGGCUACCGGUGGGCAAAAGGAGGCUCCCCGGUACUCGGGGCCCGAGGGCCAAUGUUGGAGGUGGUGGCAGACGCCUCAUUCCUGACUUCACCAGUGUCCUGCGAGGUCAGCAACGCCGUGGGUAGCGCUAACUGCAGCACCGCUCUGGACGUGCAGUUCGGACCCAUUCUGCUGGCAAAACCGGAGCCCUUGUCUGUAGACAUAGGGGAAGACGCCUCCUUCCGCUGUGCCUGGCGCGGGAACCCGCUCCCACGGGUAACCUGGACCCGCCGCGGGAGCGAGCAGGUACUGGGCUCUGGGCCCACGCUGCGUCUUCCGUCGGUGAGGCCCGAGGAUUCAGGCGACUACAUGUGCAGGGCUGAGCCCGGGCUUGCGGGCCUAGGGGGCGGUGCUGCGGAGGCCAGGUUGACUGUGAACGCGCCCCCAUUAGUGACCGCCCUGCACUCAGCGCCCGCCUUCCUGAGGGGCCCCGCCCGCCUCCAGUGUCUAGUCUUUGCCUCCCCCGCCCCAGAAGCCGUGGUUUGGUCUUGGGAUGAGGGCUUCCUGGCAAAGGGGUCGCGGGGUCGGUUCCAGGUGGAGACGUUCCCAGCACCGGAGGGCCACGAGGGACAGGGUCCAGGUCUGAUCUCUGUGCUACACAUUUCGGGAACCCAGGAGUCCGACUUUAGCCAGGGUUUCAACUGCAGUGCCCGGAACCGGUUGGGUGAGGGAGGCACCCAGGUCAGCCUGGGCCGUAGAGACUUGUUGCCCACUGUGAAGAUUGUGGCUGGAGUGGCCUCUGUGGCCAUGACACUCCUUAUGGUCAUAACUGGGGUGACACUUUGCUGCUGGCACCAUGGCAAGGCCUCUUUCUCCAAGCAAAACAACCUGGUGCGAAUCCCAGGCAGCAGUCAUGGCUCCAGUUCUCGGGGCCCUGAGGAAGAGGAGACAGGCAGCAGUGAGGACCAGGGCCCUAUUGUGCACACGGAUCACAGUGACCUGGUUCUGGAUGAAGAGAGGGCUCUGGAGACCAAGGACUCAACCAAUGGUUACUACAAGGUCCGAGGAGUCAGUGUGAGCCUGAGCCUUGGUGAAGCCCCUGGAGGAGGCCUCUUCCUGCCAGCUCCCUCCCCGCUGGGACCUCUGGGCACCCCUCCAUUCUACGACUUCAGCCCACACAUGGGCAUGCCUGCCCCCUGCAGACUGUAUAGAGCCCAGGCAGGUUAUCUCACCACACCCCAUUCUCGAGCUUUUACCAGCUACAUCAAGCCUAUAUCGUUGGGACCUCCAGAUCUGGCCCCCGGGACUCCCCCCUUCCCCUAUGCUGCCUUCCCCACAUCUAGCCACGCGCGUCUCCAGACUCAUGUGUGACAGCUCUCCAACUGAAGAGUGUUGGGAUCUUCAACUUGCCAUAAUGGAUUGUCCUGGUUUCUGAGGAACCAAAACAAGUUGGUGACCUUACUUCUCCAAAACUGAACAUUGAGGAGAGGGAUAGAUCAUUACUAUUGCCUGGGUCAUUACUGUACAGUUUGUUUGGCCAAAGGGAUGCCCCAAAUGGGAGCAAGAUGGCCACUAUGCCCACCUAUUCCCCUGUGUAAGAAAUUCAAGAUGCCAAGUGGGCCUUUUGCAGAGGAAUAGGGACAGGAGGUGAUGAAAGUUAAGCAGGGGUGGACGUUGUUUCUAGACACUGAAAGAACAUAUUUCAAGAUAACCACCUGUAUUGAGAAGAAAGGUAACAUAGGGUAGAUUAAGAUGGAGUCCAGACCAGGCCCUUUCCUGGAUGUCUCUGAGAGGCACUUUGCUUGGCCAAUGGAAGUGCAGCCAAGAUGGCAGUUCACUCUUUAGGAACCCAAGAUGGCCACCAUCUUGAUUCCUUCCACCUUCCUUAAAGGCCCUGGAAGAAUUGGGCCCAAGGAGUGAGGAUAGGGUGAGAUCUGCCACUGGACGGGGUGGGGGUGGAAUCUGGGGAUGAGAAUAUUUAUGUUUAAUAAAAAAAAAAGUCAAAGAAGUGACUGUGUGUUCAGGAUUCUCUUGG